AAUACACCGGUGUUACCAAUGGCUAUCGUCAAGGCUUUCGAACUCCGUAACAAGAACAAGGCUGAACUCUUGAAGAUCCUUGAAGAGCAAAAGCAACAACUUGCUCACAUUCGCGUCCAAAAAGUCGCUGGUGGCCGUGUUCAAGAAAUUGGUGAAGCUCGCAAGAACGUUGCCCGUGUCUUGACUGUCAUCAACCAAACUCAACGUGAACAACUUCGUCUCUUUUACCAAAAGAAACGUUUCACUCCUCUUGAUCUCCGUGUCAAGAAGACCCGUGCUAUGCGUAGAGCUUUGACUCCUUUCGAAAAGUCCAAGAAGACUGUUCGUCAACAAAAGAAGGAAGCUCAUUUCCCUAUCCGCAAGUAUGCUGUCAAGGCUUAAAUAUGCUCUCAUUGCAUAUCAUAUGCUUGUACAAUAAAUCAUAAAAAAAAAAAGAGUUUAGCUAAAACUACACUAUUGAAUCAGA
Molecule: messenger RNA, 466 nt
Organism: Gilbertella persicaria
Lineage: Eukaryota; Fungi; Mucoromycota; Mucoromycetes; Mucorales; Choanephoraceae
Exons: 3
Coding region: 19-381 (120 amino acids)
Biological process (GO): translation; maturation of LSU-rRNA from tricistronic rRNA transcript (SSU-rRNA, 5.8S rRNA, LSU-rRNA)
Cellular component (GO): cytosolic large ribosomal subunit; ribosome
Molecular function (GO): structural constituent of ribosome; mRNA binding
Source: RefSeq, a predicted model, not a curated record